This is a messenger RNA of Plutella xylostella (diamondback moth), 1370 nucleotides long. RefSeq lists its product as uncharacterized. Gene Ontology annotation, molecular function: nucleic acid binding. Gene Ontology annotation, biological process: tRNA splicing, via endonucleolytic cleavage and ligation. The record is from RefSeq and is a predicted model, not a curated record. NCBI's taxonomy places the organism in Eukaryota, Metazoa, Arthropoda, Insecta, Lepidoptera, Plutellidae.
GGGCGUUGGUGUAUCAUCUUCAAACCAAAAUGGACAUCGAGGCAAAAAUCAUGGAAGACAUGCGUUCCUUAGGCUGCAAUUCUAACCUCAAAAUCGGUCUCGCUUUCCACCUUUACAUCUAUCUAGUCGACCAAAAACUCAUGUACGACACCGAAUACUGUUACAACAAAGACAUAGACACAUUGUACAUCGUGGCGAGGCCGACCGAAGGCGGGAAACUUAACAUUUACGUCCCAAUUCCAACUUCCAACGACAUUUCUCUCAAACUAAUCAGCAGUCUUCAAGAGAACCUGUGUACUGUGGAGACCGGGCCCACUGUGAACUUGGCAUUCGUCGAGGGGGACUCCACUACUGUCAUCUACAGCUUUACUAAAGGUUUACUGGAUCUACAGUCUCCUGAAGGGUUACUGAGGCGACGGACCCGCGAGGAGCGGAGAAACUUCAUUGAUAAUGAGCUGAGAAAGAACAGAGAUGACAUUCUGAAUAAUGCACUCAAUGGUGGUGUUGUGGAUGACCAUUAGUGACAGCAUAUUGAAUGAGAGUUGACAGUUCUGGGUCAUUAUUGGUGAUAUAAGCAAGUACUGUCUGCUGUUCUGUCCAUAGAACAUUGUGAGUGCAUAAGUCAAGCCUGGGCAUUUUGGGCAGUGCUGAAGACAGGAUGGAGUGAUGCACUCUUGUGAAAUGAAGGUCCUUUGUACUACCGGGGUACCAUAGUACAGCAACAAGUGCAUAAGUAAUAUGACUAGAUGUGGUUUGAUUCAAGUCUGAAUCUUUUGGAUGAAUACACAGUGAAUAUUCAGACUUUGUCAUAUGAUAAGAUUUAAACUUACCUACUGCAGGUGGGCAGGUAGAAAAUGCUUUUAGCAUUAACUUCAACUAAUUUUGUAUCAAUAUAUUGUACAUUGCACUGAUGCUGUGUGCAUGUUAAAGUUAUAUAAUAACAUAGUGUAGUGUGUACAUUCAUGAAUAAAACAACUUAUUUAAAAUCUACAACUCUAUUUAUUUGUAACUACAAAUAUAAUGAAUUUGGUCUUGUAAUAAAUGUAAUAAGUAAUGCACUUUUCUCUUAAUGAUUUAGUUAUAAAUAUAGGAUAUUCCUGCAUUUAGGAAAUUAGAUUCUAAUUGGAAGUUAUGAAUAUAAAUGCACUAGCCUCAGUUUCCAAAAUGUAAGUAUUCAAUGUUUCUUAUAAAUGUAAACUUCGUUCAUUAUUCUGAAAUGAAUAUAGUUUUCCAACAAACUUGAAGCUAAUACCUAAUUACUGUAAUUACAUAGCACAACAUAUUUACUGGCUACUUCCACCGAAGUUAGGUAACUGCAGAUUUACCUCCAGAACCCCUUCUAAAACUGUAGGAACUAAAGUAACAGUUGU